Messenger RNA from Pseudo-nitzschia multistriata, 2188 nucleotides. Lineage: Eukaryota; Bacillariophyta; Bacillariophyceae; Bacillariales; Bacillariaceae. The record is from the annotation of a GenBank genome assembly.
CUCUACGCAGUAACACUUCAACUUGAGUGCCGAACUUUUCUUCGUCGAGAGCAUCGUUUGCCUCCCGUUUUCUCCUAGACGACCCACUAUUACUCCUCUCUGUCAGCAGUUCAAGAAAGUCUCCAUCAUAGUGCAGUCGAACUCAGAGAGUACCUUUAAAACCAACCUAGAUCUACAACAUUUUGAACCUAUUCCAUUGUAACAGUACGUUGAAUCGGAUCGGAUUAGCUGAGAUAUCUGCUCAUCACACUCGAUUAUCUUUCUGAAAAGAAACAACAUCGAAACCCAACGGAACGGAAUUAGUAGCGAAUAACAAUUUAAAAUGAGACUCUCGUUCGUGGCCUGGAUGGCUUUCCUGGCUUCGACAACUUUUGUUGAUGCAUUCACAUCUCAGAGUGGCAAUACCAAUAGGCGUAUCACUCAGUCCCCCGGCAAAUCGGGUGCGAAUAAGGCACUUUAUUCUCUGUCAACCAAAUCGGAAGAUGAUGAAAAGGUUGCCGGAAAGAUUCUUGAGGGUGGAAAAGUUAUUGAUUUUGAGUCUACUCGGGGUCCUUCCCGCGCUGAAAACGCUCUAAAACUUGCAAAGGAGGAAAUCGCAAAUGGGACCUUGAAGAACACGCACCUAUCCGAUAAAAUACUUGGGAUCAAUUCCGAUGUCAUUGCCGAAGUAGGGCACGACCUAGGAUUAUUCGCAUCAGAUGACGAGAUUCAGAAAUGUGCAGCCUAUCUGAGGUCCAAAGCUGCAUCAGGUUUCUUUGAAAAACGCCCAGGCUCCGUUGCGGUUACCUAUGACGAAAUCCAUAGCUCACCUUCAAUAGGUAGCGAACAAAAGGCAGGCGUAGCAAGUAUUCUGGAGAAAGCAUUCGUCGAAUCGGGGGAAGUGACCAGUGCAUUUGCAAAAACAUUUUACUUGGGAACGCAGCUCAUGCCAGAAGCACAACGCGAGGCGAUCUGGGCUAUUUAUGUCUGGUGUCGCAGAACUGAUGAGAUCGUUGAUGCCCCAAGGGACAAUGACGAUGAGAUGCUCUCGGACCUCGGCAUAUGGGAGACACGCUUAGAAAACCUUUGGAAAUACGGAGAGGUGGAAGAUGUUUUUGACCUGUGUCUCUUGGAUGUUUUGGUCAAGUAUCCGUCGCUGCCGAUAACGCCGUUUGCUGACAUGAUACGUGGAAUGCUCAUGGACGUUCCGGAGCUUGGAACAGAUACAUACGAUGUAUUCGACGACCUUCAUUUGUAUUGCUAUAGAGUAGCUGGAACUGUUGGAUUGAUGUGCUUGCCAGUCUUCGGAUGCUCCGAAGGUUACGACGAAAUAAUCGCAAAGUGAGUAUUGCCAACAUAAAUGACUGACACAAAUAUGCGAGAAAGACCUGCGUAUUCCACUCAAUCUUUUUUGUCAUUCCUUCUAUUUUACAAUUCGAAAAAAAUUGAAAUUCAGAGAACCUGCACUGUCGCUUGGAGUUGCCUUUCAACUUACAAACAUUCUUCGAGACGUUGGUGAGGACGCCACAACGCGUGGUAGAGUUUAUCUCCCGAUUGAAGAUAUGGAACGAUUUGGUGUCACAAAAGAACAACUAUUUGAGCAGAGAGUAGACGAAAACUAUAUCAACAUGAUGAAGUUUCAAAUUGCGCGAGCCAGAAUGUAUUAUGAACGAGCACGUCGUGGGGUGUUUAUGCUCUCCGAAGAGAGUAGAUUGCCUGUKCAAAGCGCCUUGGAUGCUUACGGAAAAAUUCUUGACAAGAUCGAGGACAACGGCUACGACACUUUAACGACCCGUGCGUACGUAGACAAAUGGGAAAAGUUAUCUAUAAUUCCAUUUUCGUGGUACCGAACUCAAGAUAUUUCAAGAACAGUGCCGCUCCCAGGUGACAAGCAAAUCCCAUCUCUAGAGGAACCCACACCUUGAGCCGUUCUUGACUAGGUUGGAAACUAGCUACAAAAUCGUGAUCGAUCAUACAUUACGCCAGUGUAGAAAAUAAACCAGCGCAUACUUCUUUGGAAUAAUCCAUUCAAUCAAGAUGAAUGGUGCUACAGAAGGCCCAGGAAUCACAACUCAAAUACACCAAAAAUCGAUUUCUAUUUCAAACAAAAAGACAAUUCGAGAACGCGACAAUACUGUCCAAGUCUUUUUGACUUGUCACGGCAAACGCCACAUCGAUACUACAAGUAUAAUAACCAAAUGGAUCUACA